CCGCCAUCGUGUCGUCAGUCACUGCUGUGCAAGCCCACGCCCGUAUAACACGGUGGGGGCAGUGUGCUUUUAUGCACAACUCGGAGAUUUCACUGACAGCGCCUCGUCUUUCUUGCUCGUUUUUGGUUGCAUUUGACCGGGAACACCGAAUGCAUCGGUUUACCUGAGAGUUCAAAGGGACGCGAUCACGAGAGUGUGCACAGACUCGCACUUCGCUGCUGCGGAGCGCACACAAUGCGCGCCUUUAUCUGACAAGGCUUGGCCUGUCCUUCUCAGCUCUCUGUAAAACUGGAUCCGGAGUACCCGAAAAUCUAGUGCAAGUACCGCUUCGAGAGCGAAACACUUGGUAUACUUCUCGCACUUCGCUCGCUACACGCUGAAUACAUACCGAGAUUUGAUCGAUUUUAAACUCAAUUUACCUAUACGUCCGUGCGAAUCAAGCGACUUCAGCGAGAUUCAGGGGCUACUCAGGGUUCGACCUCGGAUCGACAGACUAAUAGUAAUACAACUACGUCUUGUCCGAGUUGAUCUUUAGAAGCCCUAGUCGGCCUGCUCGGAGAUGGUCUGCGGACAGCAUUCCACCUUUUCAUCCGCGACCAUCUCUGCCUGUGCAGGCUCCGGCCUAUAUUACGAGGCUGCAGAAACACUGACUACUCAUCGUGACCCGUCGAUUCUCGUGUCGUCAUCUGUGUACUGACUCGUCUCUUAGAGACGGCCGUUGCUUGCGUCAACUCGUGAUCCUCUCGCAGUGACCACUACCGCGACAAUGCAAGCGACACACUCUGGCAGUAGCUCGGGACAAUCAUCCUCCACCCUCCGCAUGCACGGCCGUUCGCAUUCCCUCUCAGACCCUCGAGCCUUCCUCGUCGAGGCCCGAGAUUCCUCCUCUGUACCACCCCCGCUCUCCGCCACUUCAUCUCCCUCUUUCGACUUCUACCAAACACCACCCACGUCUGACUGGCAGUCCUGUUUCGGGAGCACACCGCAAAGUACGCAUCCAAGCCCAACUCCCAAUGUAGAAGUUACCUCGGAUGUAUAUGCACCACUCCCCCACGCGGCACCUCGUGCUGCCUCUCCGCAGAGCAUGGUUAGCUCUGGCUCGACACACGUUGAAUCGGUGGCUACUUCAUCUCCACAUGCUGCUGGAACUACAAGCCCCUCGCGCAGCAGCGGCAAAAAACCGAGCAUCGACAGGAACCGCAAGCCCUGCGGUGCAUGUUCGAGCAGCAAGCGGAAGUGCAAAGUAAUUCCUGAUGUGCCAAAUUUGUGCGAACGAUGCAGGAGCCAUGGCUUGAUAGAAUGCCCACCGCACAUCUCGUGGUCCAACCGAAAGGCCAGCAUACGCGACAAUGAGAGCCUUUCGCCUCUUGAGACCGACGAUAAGGAUUUUUCCUCGCGCUCCGUCAGUCCGUCAUAUUACGGGUCAGGCAAAUCUCCAGUUGGGUAUUCUGGGGCAUAUAAUCAAGAUGAAGGUGGGCUAUACCCAGACAUGGCAACAACACGCGAGUGGGUGCAGAAUCAGACCCUUGUCGCUUCAGGCAGUUCGAAUACUGUCGACAUGGUCGGGCAGGAUCCGUUCUAUGCUCAGCAACAGCGCAACGAAAAUCAAAAUCAAUUUCCAACUCACAAUCAAAAUCUCACUGUACCCCACUUUGUGCAGCAGUAUGCACAAAAUAACCCAUGCUUGGUUCCACCUGUACUUCCUGCAUGUCACAACUGCCACACUCCUUAUGACGAAUAUCUUGUCCUGAACUACGCGUUAGCUACACUAUCGGCGAACCUGCCUUGCCCACCAUACGAAGUAGACCAAAGAGUUCUCAACGCAUACGAAAACAUCCCACACAGCAACUCUCCUUACGAAAACCAGAACUCUUUUUAG
Molecule: messenger RNA, 1879 nt
Organism: Fomitiporia mediterranea MF3/22
Lineage: Eukaryota; Fungi; Basidiomycota; Agaricomycetes; Hymenochaetales; Hymenochaetaceae
Exons: 4
Coding region: 767-1879 (370 amino acids)
Source: RefSeq, a predicted model, not a curated record